This is a messenger RNA of Salvelinus namaycush (lake trout), 666 nucleotides long. Its product is annotated as trace amine-associated receptor 1-like. The coding region runs from base 1 to 666 and encodes 221 amino acids. Gene Ontology annotation, biological process: G protein-coupled receptor signaling pathway. Gene Ontology annotation, cellular component: membrane. Gene Ontology annotation, molecular function: trace-amine receptor activity. The transcript is spliced from 5 exons. The record is from RefSeq and is a predicted model, not a curated record. NCBI's taxonomy places the organism in Eukaryota, Metazoa, Chordata, Actinopteri, Salmoniformes, Salmonidae.
AUGGGUGACCCGACCUAUAGAGCACCCGUCCAGCACUCUAACAUCCAUGGGAAUGGAGAGGGGCUGGGUGGGGAUGUUCAGCUCCGAAGCCAGUGUGUCGUCCAAAAAGUUCUCAUCGGCCCCAGAUUCAAUGAGGACCAAGAGAGAUUUGGACUGGUUUCCCCACAGCAGAAUGACCUGAAAAGGCGUGCAACAGUUACAGUAUUUUUGAAUGUACUGGUGAUUAUCUCCAUCUCUCACUUCAAGCAGCUCCACACUCCAACCAACCUGCUCAUCCUCUCUCUGGCUGUGUCAGAUCUCCUGGUGGGACUGAUUGUGAUUCCAGUAAUGACUGUAGCAAUAAUGGAACCAUGCUGGGGUUUUGGGGAAUAUUUCUGUGUGUUUCAUUUCUUCAUUACUUUUUUAUGUACUUCUUUAUCGCUUGGCAAUUUGGUCUUGAUAUCUAUUGAUCGCUAUGUUGCUGUGUGUGAUCCCUUAUUUUAUCUGGCACUUGUUAAUUCCUUAAUUAAUCCAAUAAUUUAUGCUUUCUUUUAUCCAUGGUUCAAAUGUACAUUCAUUAUUCAGCCCAAGAGUGUAGGAGACAACAGCAGGCACUUCAACCUCAACAUACUGGGUAUGAACACUACCACUACUCUCACUACAUCACUGCUGCCAGGAAGUGACUGA